AUGUCAGAGCAAGAGAUUACUGAUGAACUGACAACUGAAGGUGUAACAGCAGUUAAGCGUUUUACUAUGAAAUCGAGAGAUGGUGACAUCAUCACGUCAAACACUCAUCUGCUUACCUUUGCCCUUUCGGCCCUUCCUAAGUCAAUUGAAGCUGGUUAUCUCAACAUCGGAGUGGAGGUGUAUGUCCCCAAUACACUCCGAUGUUUCACUUGCCAAAAGUUUGGACAUGGGUCUAAAUCCUGUAAUCACUCUGUGUUCUGUCAGCGCUGUGGCGGCGGCCAUGACAACACCAACUGCACAGCUGAACCAGAGACUGUAGAACCAGCUACUAUUGAAUCUGCUGUUGUUACUCUGACAAGAAAAGAAAGACAAAAAUUAAACAGAAAACAACGUACGAUGAAAUCCUCGUCUUCAGAGGUUUUGCUCCACAAGUCCUUUGAUGCUCUGGACAUGGACGUCACCCCAUCGUCCCAGAGCAAUAGUAUGAGUCCAUCUUCCUCACGUGCUCGUGAGAGAUCCCCCAUAGAACCACAAUGA
Haliotis rufescens (red abalone) is the source of this 537-nucleotide messenger RNA. RefSeq lists its product as uncharacterized. The transcript has 2 exons. Bases 1 to 537 code for a protein of 178 amino acids. The record is from RefSeq and is a predicted model, not a curated record. Lineage: Eukaryota; Metazoa; Mollusca; Gastropoda; Lepetellida; Haliotidae. Gene Ontology annotation, molecular function: nucleic acid binding; zinc ion binding.